This is a messenger RNA of Laetiporus sulphureus 93-53, 375 nucleotides long. RefSeq lists its product as uncharacterized. Bases 1 to 375 code for a protein of 124 amino acids. The transcript is spliced from 3 exons. Lineage: Eukaryota; Fungi; Basidiomycota; Agaricomycetes; Polyporales; Laetiporaceae. The record is from RefSeq and is a predicted model, not a curated record.
AUGGUUGAUGACCCUCCACAGGAGCCAACAGUGGAGGACCAUGAAAACAAGCCAGGAAGCGAUGGCAGAGAUGAAGAGAAAAGUGCAGCUGACACUGAAGAAAAAGAAAAUGUGGCAUAUGAAGAGCAAGAUGUCACUUAUGCCUCAGAUGGCACAUUAAAGAAUGACGAUGGUGAAGAGCAGUGUGAGCCAAAUGUGGGCGACAAUAUUUGUGCUAGUGAGAAGGGGCACUUGGGUCCUGAAGAUGGAGAAGUUGUCGACAAUGAACCUGAUCUCGAGCCAUUUUUUCACAGCCUGCUUGAAUUGGGUGUCUAUGGUGCAGUAAUACUCAAUAAAAAAUAUGUUGUUCCCCUUGCAAGCUAUAAGCAGUUGUGA